AUGGUGAAAGGAACCAAAAUAACUUUAUACCUGCUGCUGCUGCUGAGCUAUACGUACGUACAAGCAGCGUACUUUUACGUGAAGGAAGGGGUCGAUAAAUGCUUCGUAGAGAGCGUCGCAAGCAAUGUUGUCAUAACGUCGUCCUAUGAUAAUUUUGGAUUAAAAGGCAAGGAUGCUUUUGCACACAAUAUAAAGAACCAGCAGGGAAAAGUUGUGUAUUCCCAUGAGACGUCUAAAAUUAGUAAAGGUAAAGUAUCGUACUUGACGAAAAAAAAUGGGCUGUAUUAUAUUUGCAUCUCUUGCCCGUCUUCCAACUGGUUUAAAAGCGCGGCCAUCAAAUGGAGCCUAUCCAUAGAGGUUGGAGGGUCAGAUAUGGAUAUCGAAAAUGUGGCAAAGAAAUCCGAGUUGAGUGAUACAUUAGCUAUUUUGCUGAAUCUGAAAAAGAAAUUCACCUCCAUGAAGUUGCAGCAGAUGUAUCAAAAGCAAAUGGCGACGAAUUUGUACGAACACAACAAAUCGGUACACAACAAGAUGUUCUACUGCUAUAUAGUCGAAAUUAUAAUACUCGUGGCUAUUACCGUUUACUCGAUUGUGCAUUUAAAAGAUUACUUUAAGGCCCAAAAAUUGAUGUAA
Messenger RNA from Plasmodium inui San Antonio 1, 633 nucleotides. RefSeq lists its product as hypothetical. The record is from RefSeq and is a predicted model, not a curated record. Bases 1 to 633 code for a protein of 210 amino acids. Gene Ontology annotation, biological process: Golgi organization; intracellular protein transport; endoplasmic reticulum to Golgi vesicle-mediated transport. Lineage: Eukaryota; Apicomplexa; Aconoidasida; Haemosporida; Plasmodiidae. Gene Ontology annotation, cellular component: endoplasmic reticulum-Golgi intermediate compartment; COPII-coated ER to Golgi transport vesicle; Golgi apparatus. The transcript has 4 exons.